CAGAGAGAGAUCCGCGAUAAUCGAAACCCCCGAAAUCCGUCUCCAGCAAAGGGCAAUCAGAGGAGUUCGGUGGCGCAACACGACAGGAGCGCCGGCUCGAUCGCUCAGGACGACAGGCCAAAAGGCGCAUCCCUUUAACGAACAUCGCCAGCCGUUCUUGAACGCGACGCAGCCUGGAUUCGCCUACCAAGACCAUACGCCGUCGUCGAGAUGGAGGGCCAGCCAAGCCCGCCCGUCGAGGCUACGCCGCCGAAGCAGCCGUCCACAUCACCAGCCCGCAGCUCGACCACACCAUCGACAUCCGGGGCUACGACGACGACAACCACGACGGCGGGGCAGAUCAGUUUCCGAAGACAACGAGCUUCGAGAGCAUGCGAGACAUGCCAUGCCCGCAAAGUCCGCUGCGAUGCCGCAAGCCUCGGCGUUCCGUGUACCAACUGCGUCGCCUUCCAGAUCGAGUGCCGCAUCCCGCAGCCGAAACGGAAGAAGGCGCAAGGUGCCGUCGUGCCGACCAGAGACUCAGACAGCGAGCGAGGAGACGAAGACCGGUCGCCGCUCCCGCCGGGCACUACCACAUUCCCCAGUGGCACGCGACCUCCCGCCGUUUACCAUACCCACGAGGGCACUCCUUCGACGGCCAACACCGAAGCCGAGCAACAGAAAAAGGAGGAAUUUGAUAAUGCCACACUUGCCAGCUACAUGAACCUCGUCAUGAAACCCAAGUUCACGAGAGCACCCAUCACCGAGGCCGGCAGGGUGGCUUAUCUUGGCGAGUCCUCCAACCUCACACUCCUGGUCCACGACCGCCAGAAUGACGGUGACGUCGUUCACUACCCGCUGCCGGAAAACAUCAGAGGCUCACGAGCGCGAUUGACCGAGCUGGACAACAUCGAGAUCGAUAUUCUACAUCAACGAGGCGCUUUCCUUCUCCCACCGCGCGCGCUCUGUGACGAGCUAAUCGACUCGUAUUUCAAAUGGGUUCACCCCAUCGUGCCCGUGAUCAACAAGACGAAGUUCAUGCGCCGGUACAAAGAUCCGAAAAACCCUCCAUCGCUUCUCCUACUACAGGCCAUGCUUCUCGCGGGCUCGCGAGUCUGCACCAACCCCCAGCUAAUGGACGCAAACGGCUCCUCCACGCCUGCGGCACUGACCUUUUACAAAAGGGCCAAGGCUCUGUACGAUGCAAAUUACGAAGACGACCGAGUUACUAUCGUUCAGUCACUUUUGCUGAUGGGUUGGUACUGGGAAGGGCCUGAGGAUGUCACCAAGAACGUCUUCUACUGGACCCGGGUGGCUACAAUAGUAGCGCAAGGGUCGGGCAUGCACCGUAGCGUGGAGGGUUCGCAGCUCAGCUUGUCGGACAAACGGUUGUGGAAGCGGAUCUGGUGGUCUCUUUUCACGAGAGACAGAUCCGUAGCCGUCGCCCUUGGACGGCCGUGCCAUAUCAACCUCGACGAUUCGGAUGUCGAGAUGCUGACCGAGGAUGACUUUAUCGAGGAUGAGCCCGAUCAACGGAGCGAGUAUCCUCCGGAUCCCGUUCACGUGCAGUUCUUCCUGCAAUACGUCAAGCUGUGCGAAAUUAUGGGAAUCGUGCUCUCGCAGCAAUACUCGGUCGCGGCAAAGGGACGCAGGCACAACCCGAUUGACCUAACCCACAGCGACAUGGCUCUUGCCGAUUGGCUGCAGAACUGCCCCAAGAUUGUGUAUUGGGAGGUGCCGAGGCACCAUUUCUGGGCCGCCCUGCUACAUUCAAACUACUACACGACGCUAUGUCUGUUGCAUCGGGCUCACAUGCCACCGAGCGGUUCCAGCAGGUUCGCGGAUGAUUCGGCGUAUCCGUCUCGGAACAUCGCCUUCCAGGCGGCGGGCAUGAUCACGUCCAUCAUCGAGAACCUGUCAGCACGGGGGGAGCUCCGGUACUGCCCCGCAUUCGUCGUGUAUAGCUUAUUCUCGGCCCUGAUCAUGCACGUGUAUCAGAUGAGGUCACCGGUGCCCUCGAUACAGCAGGUCACCCAAGAUCGGAUACGGACGUGCAUGAGCGCGCUCAAGGACGUGUCCAAGGUGUGGCUUGUCGGCAAGAUGGUGCACACACUCUUCGAAUCCAUCCUGGGCAAUAAGGUGCUCGAAGAGAGACUCCAGAAGGCGGCAGGCAAAAGACACCGCCAGGCGCAGCAGAGCCUGUCGCAACUGGAGCAGCACCGCUACGCGCAAGAACAGAAGCGCAAGUACGAUGAGAUGGCGAUCGACUUCAGCGUUGGCACCCCCCAGCCGCAAGAAUCGUAUGAGCGCUCGAGGCCGCAGACACCAAGCCUCGCGUCGAAGAAUGAACCUGGUCCCAACGCCAUGCCACCUCCGAAUAACACAUCACCGCACACACGGAACAACGGCGACGCGUUUAUGGGAGGGACAGCAUCGCGCCCUCACACACGGCCCGCCACUCCCUUUAAUCCCUCCUUCUCGGUGCCAGCAACCCCGCCUGACCUCUACCUCGUCACGAGGAACUCGCCGAAUCUGUCGCAGGCCGUCUGGGAGAACUUCCAGCCGGACCAGCUCUUCCCGGAGAGCGCCAACGCGCCUUUGUUCCAGCAACUUUCUCCUCAACAAACCCCACAAAGCCUCGACCAGCAAAUGAUGACACAGAUGCAGAAUCAAAACAUGCAAGGACAACCGAUGGACGGCGGACAAAACGCAUACGGACAAACCAUACCCAAGCGUGGAAUGGGCGGCAGCCCGAUGCAGCAAAAUGCAAUGCUACAGCCGGGCAUGGCGGGCUCCUACCAAGGGCAGCAAGGCAGCGCAAGCAUGUGGCAGGGAUAUGAUGCGCCCAUGGUUGACGGGCAGAGCCCGAGCGAUAGCUGGAGCUCGGGUUCCGCUCCCGGCCAGCCAGUUCCGGCGACACUCAAUGUGGAAGACUGGUAGGUCUCAUUACACCGCGUAUAUCACACGUUUCAGACAGCGGCAUGAUUCUGAUUGCCCUUGCAGGUUCCAGUUCUUCGGUAUUCAAAACGACUCCGGAAAUCCUAUGAAUCUCGACAAUCUGCCCAUGCUUUAGAUGAACCUGUGUCUGCCUCCUUGUCGCCGACAACACAACGUUAUCACCAUCAUCAUCAUCAUCAUUAUUAUUGAGAACAACAACAACAACAACAACAACAGCAGCAGCAGCAGCAGCAGCAGCAGCAUCAGGGUCGGGCAUGUCUUCUGAAAAGAACAGUCGCGUCUUGUUCUCUUUCUGGAAUGAGGUCAAUGACAACGAGGAAUCACAGGCUUUGUGCAACUGGCUGUUAGGGGAAACGCUACGAUGUGCAAGCUUUUGGUGGAAGUGUAUCUGUACCAUGGGGGUCUGGGGAUGUCCAACGAGCGGUAAAACUGAGCUUGGCCGAUGUGCUUGUGGUAGUAUGUUCCAAGGACUCAAUUUAAUUAAGGGUACUUCUGUCUCCGGCUGCGUCGGUGUUGUAUAUAGACGAAAGUACUGUACAUACACCUACCCACUUACCCCAAAACUGCAGUAACAGUUACUCUCACAUCACUCGGCAUA
Thermothelomyces thermophilus ATCC 42464 is the source of this 3535-nucleotide messenger RNA. RefSeq lists its product as uncharacterized. Gene Ontology annotation, biological process: DNA-templated transcription; regulation of DNA-templated transcription. Gene Ontology annotation, molecular function: DNA binding; DNA-binding transcription factor activity, RNA polymerase II-specific; zinc ion binding. The transcript is spliced from 5 exons. The coding region runs from base 211 to 2919 and encodes 902 amino acids. The record is from RefSeq and is a predicted model, not a curated record. Lineage: Eukaryota; Fungi; Ascomycota; Sordariomycetes; Sordariales; Chaetomiaceae.